CAAUGGUUGUCAGAAUCUGAAUUCAUCGGUCCUUCUCUCUCCCACUUCUUUUUCCUUCUUCUGAAGGGUCAAUCUGAAUUUGAGGACUUACUUUUGGGGGACUGGUGGCCAUGGGGGUGUUGGAAGGUUUAUUCACUCUGCAUUUUGAUUUGGUCCAGCUGUUCUCAGAGCAGUCAAAUUAAAUGUAGCUUGUUUGUCUGUGCACUUGGCCAUAGCACUUACUGUAAGGUUCUGAGAUCUGGAUCUUUGAUGGACUGCAAUAAAGAAGAGGCCUUAAGGGCCAAGGACAUUGCUGAAAAGAAGAUGGAAAGAAGAGAUUUCAUGGGGGCACGUAAAAUUGCUCUUAAGGCUCAGCAGCUGUAUCCUGAUCUGGAAAAUAUAGCUCAAAUGCUUUUUGUUUGUGAUGUGCAUUGCUCUGCUGAGCUGAAAUUGUUUGGUAAUGAGAUGGACUGGUACAGAAUUCUGCAACUUGAACAGACUGCUAACGAUCUUAUGAUCAAGAAGCAAUACAAGAAGUUUGCUCUCCAACUGCAUCCCGACAAAAACAAGUUUUCUGGUGCAGAAGCUGCAUUUAAGCUGAUUGGUGAAGCUCAAAGAGUGCUUUUGGACAAAGAUAAACGAACUAUCCAUGACAUGAAGCGUAGGGUUCCAAUGAACAAAACUGCCACGUCACGUCAUAGUCAGCAGAAGGCUCCUAUGAAUUUUAAUUCUGCGGUGAAAACCAAUGUAAAGCCCAGUUUUACGAACUUGAAUGCUCAGCAGCAGCAGCAGCAAUCUAGGACGCCAGUGCAGCAAAGGCACAACUAUAGCCGCCCUACUUUUUGGACUGUCUGCCCUUUUUGUUCUGUUAAAUAUCAGUAUUAUAGAGAAGUUUUAAAUAAACCUCUCCGUUGUCAGCAGUGCAAUAGGCCCUUCAUUGCUUAUGAUGUGGAUAUGCAAAAUACAUCACCAGCAACUAAUUCAAGUCAGAAAGCUUUUGGCCAUCAUUUGAAUCAUGAUGCUUUCAAGAUGGGUGCUGGAUUUCAAGGAAAUCUGCAUGCUGAGAAGUCCAAUACAGAGCCUUAUGACAAUAAAGGCACUACUGAUGUCUCUAGGAAGCCAAAUGGAAAGAGAAAGAGUAACCAGGUGGCGGAAUCUAGUGAAAGUUCUGAUUCUACAGGUAGCACGGAUUCUGAAGAUAAUAUGGUUGCUGGCGAGGAUGGUUUUCCUGGUGUAGAAGACCAUUCAACUUAUAGAGAAGAGCAUCCACGGAGAUCUACACGUCAAAAACAUCAAGUUUCCUAUGAGGAGAAUGCAAGUGACAAUGAUGAGGUAAAACGGAAUCAUCUGUAUUCUGAAGAGAACUUAUUAAAUAGAAACAAGGAAACUAAAAAAGUGAGGGGAAAAGAAGCAGUGGGAGACUCAAAGCAUGUGGAUGAAACAUCCGAGCAUCCUUCUCCUUAUUCAGUCUCCAAAGCAGCAAAUCAUCCAAAUAUUUAUGUCUAUCCUGAUGCAGAGUUCAGUGACUUUGGCAAGGAUAGGAAAAAAGAAUGUUUUGCUGCUGGGCAGACUUGGGCUAUUUAUGAUACAGCGGAGGGCAUGCCUAGAUUCUAUGCUUUAAUCAGAAAAGUUCUCUCUCCUGGAUUUAAGCUGCGGAUAACAUGGUUUGAACCAAGUCCAGAUGACGAUGAUGAAAUCAACUGGGUAAAUGAGGAAUUGCCUGUUGCUUGUGGGAAAUAUAAACUUGGUGGCACUGACACCACUGAAGAUUAUCUGAUGUUCUCUCAUCUGAUUUUGAGUGAAAAGAUUGGGCGCAAUACUUUUAAAGUGUAUCCUAAAAAAGGAGAAACUUGGGCUCUUUUUAAAAAUUGGGAUAUCAAAUGGCACAUGGAUGUGGAAUCUCAUCAGCAGUAUGAAUAUGAGUUUGUUGAAGUCUUGUCGGAUUAUGUCGAAGGUGAGGGUGUAUCUGUUGCAUACUUGGCUAAGUUGAAAGGUUUUGUAUGUCUUUUUUCUCAAAUUACUAUGGAAGAUAACCAAUCAUUUCAAAUUCCACCAGUGGAGUUAUUUAGAUUCUCUCACAGGGUUCCAUCUUUCAAAAUGACUGGUGAGGAAGGAGUAGGCGUUCAUAUAGGAUCUUAUGAACUUGAUCCUGCAGCUUUGCCGACGAAUAUUGAAGAGAUUGCUGUUCCUGAAAAUUUGGAUGUGAAGGCUGGACAUAGUUCAAAACCACUGAUGACAUCUGAGGGAGAUGAUGUAUCUAUUUCUAAGGUUGAUGUGGAAAGAAGCAAUUUGGCAGAUGAGGUCAAGGACUCCAUUGAUGACAUUGAUGAUGGUCAUGCUCCUCCAGCUUCGGCCCCAGAAGAUAUCGAAAUACCAGCAGCUUCGACCCCAGAAGAUAUUGAAAUUCCAGAACCUCAGUUCUUCAAUUUUGAUGCUGGGAGGUCCCUUGAAAAGUUUCAGAUUGGUCAGAUUUGGGCAUUUUACAGUGAUGAGGAUGGACUGCCAAAAUACUAUGGUCAGGUUAAUGUGAUUAAAACUAGUCCAGUUCUUGAAUUGCGUGUUUAUUGGCUUAAUUGCUGCGGGCUACCAGAGAAUACCACUGAAUGGGAAGACAAAGACAUGCUUAUUUCCUGUGGCAGAUUUAAAGUUAGUAAAACAGUUGCAAAUGCCAGCAUUUAUAGGAACACCUCUUGUGUUUCCCAUCAGGUGCAUGCUGAUGCUGUUGGUAAGAAUAAGAAUUAUUAUGCCAUUUUUCCAAGGAAAGGUGAAGUUUGGGCAUUAUAUAGAAAUUGGUCAAGUAAAAUAAAAUAUUCUGACUUGAAAAAUUGGGAGUAUGACAUAGUGGAAGUUCUUGAAGAAACUGAUUUGUUUAUGGAUGUUUUAGUUUUGGAGUUUGUUAGUGGUUUUAGUUCAGUUUUCAGGGCUAAAUCAAAUGAUGGAUCAGCUGUCAACCUGAGAAUACCCAGAAAAGAGUUGCUUAGGUUCUCGCACCAAAUCCCAGCUUUCAAACUGACAGAAGAGCAUGGCAGCAAUCUGAGAGGCUUCUGGGAACUUGAUCCAGGUGCGCUGCCAAUUCAUUAUUAUGGCUCGAGAUGAAAGGGGCUGAGAAAGAAGCUCAAAUUUGCGAACCUGGUGGCGUUUUGUAAAGACAGCACCUGAGGUGUAACAUUUUGGUAAUUGUUCCGGCUGAAGGUUGCUGUGCCUGGUUCUUAGUUGCAUUCUUGGUUCUGUUUCUGAUGAUCCAUUGGGGAAUCCCAGUUGCAGUGUGUGAAUUGUUAAGUUUUAGGCUCCGAAUUGCUAAAGGAAGUUAGUUUACCAUUCACAUGCGGGUGCAUUCGCUUCACAUAUAGAAGUUAUAUUUAUCUGUUUUAUUAUCUUCAUUAGAUAUCUAUCUGUCUAGUAGAAAAGACUAAGACUGACUUGCAUGUCUGACGUUAAACUGGACUAGUCAGUCAUGGCAAAUAUAAUAUUUCUUUCCCUCUCUCUCUCU
Molecule: messenger RNA, 3469 nt
Organism: Gastrolobium bilobum
Lineage: Eukaryota; Viridiplantae; Streptophyta; Magnoliopsida; Fabales; Fabaceae
Exons: 2
Coding region: 250-3075 (941 amino acids)
Source: RefSeq, a predicted model, not a curated record